This is a messenger RNA of Triticum turgidum subsp. durum (durum wheat), 927 nucleotides long. Lineage: Eukaryota; Viridiplantae; Streptophyta; Magnoliopsida; Poales; Poaceae. The record is from the annotation of a GenBank genome assembly.
AUGGGGCGCGUGAAGCUGGCCAUCAAGCGGAUCGAGAACAACACGAACCGGCACGUGACCUUCUCCAAGCGCCGGAACGGGCUCAUCAAGAAGGCCUACGAGCUCUCCGUCCUCUGCGACAUCGACAUCGCCCUCCUCAUGUUCUCCCCCUCCCGCCGCCUCUGCCCCUUCUCCGGCCGCCACGGGGUGGAGGAUGUGCUUCUCCGGUACCUCAACAUGUCCGACAACGACCGGGGAGAACCCAUCCAGAACCGGGAGGAGAUUCAGAAGGAGAUAUACGCGUGUCAGCAGCAGCUGCAGAUCUCCGAGGAGCGCCUCAGGCUGUUCGAGCCGGACCCCGCCGCGUUCGGUUCCAUGGGCGAGAUCGACAAUUGCGAGAAGUCCCUCAUGGACAUGCUCACCCGCGUCGUCGAGAGGAAGCUGCAGAACUACCUGCUCAGCAACCUGGCCCCGUUCGACCCGACGGCGCCCGGGAUGCAGGGCGGGAACGAGGCGCAGAUGUACGUGCACGCGAUGAAGACGGAGGAAGGCGGCGGCAUGGGCACGUUCGCCGGCGACGCCGCCGCGCUGUGGGGCUCCGACGACGGGCAAAACCCCGGCCACCAGAUCUUCGGCGGGACCGACCCGAUGAUCUACCUCAGGCACGGCGACGUCGGGGGCAGCAGCCAGACGGCGGAUCCGUGGCGGCAGGCGUACAGCUACACCGAGCUGCUCUCCACGCUCAUCCCCAACACGCCCUUCCCUCUCAUGCAGCACUGCCUGGGCCCUGACGACGGCCAGUACCUGCCGGCCAUGGUGCCGGCGGCGCAGGACCAGCUGGAGGCCUCCGCCAGCUGCUCCUACAACAUGCCCACAAGCGAUGAGAGCGGCACGCCCGUCAUGGCGUACGACGGCGGCGGUGGCGUGCCGCCGCCCAACGUCGGCUGA